CACAAAUGUGUUGGCUGCCAAAACGCCUACUAUAUAGAAAGCACAAUGCCCUAACAUCGGCAGGCCACCCACCACGCAGCUCCGCAAAGCAUCGUACAGCAUAGGCUUGUUCUAUAGUGACACAUCUGGGAGUUCAGGCUGUACCGAGAACGGAAUAGGGGCACAGUAUCGAGCGGGAAGAGUAGCCGCCUGGCUUUUUGGCAGCGGUUCAAUUGAGCCCAAUUCGAACGCCGAGCUCUCACGGGAAGCCCUUCUCUUUUCCAACGGUUGUCUCGCCUCAAGGAAUCUGCCACCUCCGCCACCGGCAAAAUGUCGUCUUCAGCUCAUAACCCCUGGGCCGGUGAGCAGGCAUCGUCGAGGUCAACCCAUAGUAACGUGCAACCGUCAGCGGCCGGUUUUGGAAGUGACGAUAAUAGGGCACAACACCGCCGGGCGCCGUCGCAGACUCGCAGUGACAGCGUAUAUGGUAGAGCACAACACCAACGGGCGCCAUCACAGACCGGGGCGUAUGGUCAACAGUCGCAACCUCAGCCGGAAGCAGGAGUUAGACCGCCCCCUAGAGUCAGGGUGCCAUUCCCGCCGAGCCCCUCCAACUCGGACUACUCUGCUCAUGCAAAUACGAGCCCAGCAGUGCCACCGCGUGGCACAUCGGUCACCGCGCCAUAUCAACCCCCACAAGCCGUGCACUUCCCGGCUGCUCAAUUUCCCCAAACUCCGUUCGAUCAAUCCAUAGCUUCGGCUGCCGACGGCUCUUCCUUUGGGGAGAACUCCGCAAAGAGAUAUGGCACAUCCUCGAUGCAACCCUCACCGCGUCUCUUUGUGACCCCAUCCAACAACGACGAAGGAGACAUCAAUGAGGUCAUCCGAUCACCGAAGAAAGCCGCACGCGGCGUCACAUUCGCCGGAGAAGCGGUCAGGGCUGCAAACCGCUUGAAGAACGGGCCAUUAGCGCCACUAUCGCCCCCAUUGGAGAUGACGUCGAUGGACUCAAACAACACGCUCGUUGUGCCGGGUGAGGAGGAAUACUCAUUCCCAGCGUCGAGUGGGGGCCUAUCCCGAGGCGUAGGGACCGUGAGGAAACGCAAGACCGUGAAGUUGCCUUCUAGCGGAAAUUUCACGAUUACGGAACACCACGCAGAGUCUCUACUGGCCAGAGUCGCAUACAACAAGGGAUCUGAAUUCGAAACGAUCAAAUAUACCGCCGCUACCUGUGACCCAGACGACUUUGUGAACAACGGCUACACUCUGCGCACCGCGCAAGAAUACCACCGCGAUACGGAGAUCGCCAUCGUCAUCACCAGCUACAAUGAGACGAUUGCCGAGAUCAACAGAACCCUUUUCGGUGUGUUUCAGAACAUCCAGCAUUUCUGUCAGAAGCGGAAGUACGGAUGGGAUGUCGAUGGGUGGAAGAAGAUUGUCGUUGUCAUUGUUUCCGACGGACGUAAGAAAUGCGACCCGAGUUUCUUGUUGGCGCUUCAGACGAUGGGGAUCUACGUGCCUGGUCUGGAGCAGCAGUCCGUGAACAAAAAGCCUACGACCGCGCACAUCUACGAAUCGACAUCGCAAAUCGUCUUGGACCCCGAUUUACACUUCUGGAGCACGCAAAAUGGAAUACCCCCUGUCCAGACGAUUUUCGUGCUAAAAGAACAGAAUCUGAAAAAGAUCAACUCCCAUCGCUACUUCUUCAACGCGAUCUGCCCGCUCCUGAAGCCAAAGAUCUGUCUGCUUCUUGAUGUCGGAACCCGCCCUCUACCCAACAGUAUCUACAAGCUAUGGAAGGCAUUCGAGCGAGAUCCGAACUGCGCGGGAGCAUGCGGCGAAAUCCGUUGCCAAAUGUCAGCUACCAGCUACUUCAACCCACUAGUCGCAGCCCAAAACUUCGAGUACAAAGUGUCGAACAACCUCGACAAGUCCCUUGAAUCUGUAUUCGGAUACAUCGGCGUGCUCCCCGGUGCCUUCUCCGCAUACCGAUAUACAGCGCUGUUGGAUAAUAUGCCCAAUCGCGGUCCGUUAGCGUCGUACUUCAAAGGAGAAGUGAGACCGGAGACGACGUCGGGGACGGAGAUUUUCGCGGCCAAUUUAUACCUUGCCGAGGACCGAAUUUUGGCGUUGGAGUUGUGUGUCAAGCCGCAAUGUCAGUAUACCUUGAAGUAUGUAGCGUCGAGUGCUGCCGAAACGGACGUGCCGGACUCUGUGCCGGAGUUUAUCAGUCAGCGGAGGCGAUGGUUGAAUGGCAGUUUCUUUGCUCAGGUGUACGCACUAUCAAAUGUCGGGAGGAUGAUGAAAACAAGGCACUCGCCCAUGAGGAAGCUGGUUUUCAUUAUCCAAGCUGUCUAUUCCCUAGUCAGUUUACUGUUCAGCUGGUUCGGGCCCGCUCAAUUCGCCAUCAUCUUCUACUUCCUCUUCACCUCCGAAGCUCUGAAAGGCAUCGGCAUCCCCCAGGGCGUGGGCACGGGCCUCUUCCUCACCUACCCCAGUCUCUGCACACUCCUCUUCAUCGCCUCCCUCGGCAACCGCCCCCAGGCAUCAAAGACCCUCUACAAAGCCUCCAUGGUCUUCUUCGCCUUCAUCGGUCUCGCAAUGCUGGGCCUGCUCGGCGCCAAGAUUGCGAGUCUGGGGAAGGAUAACAAAGGGUGGGGCCGCAUUGAUGAGAUUGGGAGCCCGACGUCGUAUGUGGUGGGGAUUGGCGCGACGUGGGGGACGUAUUUGAUCGGGAGUCUGAUGCAUGGGGAUGCGCUGCAUCUGCUUACGUGCUCGGUGCAGUAUAUCAUGAUGCUGCCUAGUUUCAUUAACGUGUUGCAGAUUUAUGCGUUUUGUAAUCUACACGACGUCUCAUGGGGAACAAAAGGCGACAACGUCAAAGUCGACCUGCCCGCCGUCAAAGUCGUGCAAUCAGCCGAAGGCGGCGUCACGGCCGAUAUCCACGUCAUGGAGCGCCAGGACCUGGAAUGUCUCUGGCAAAAAGGGAUUGAAGACAUUCAGCGCAUCCACAACACCAAGGCUGAGAAGGCGAAAGUCGACCCGAGACUGGCGCAGGAGGACGCGUAUAAGAGUUUUAGGACGAAUCUCCUCCUCUGCUGGCUCAUCUCAAACGUCGGCGCCUUCGCAGCCAUAACCCAAACAAAAGGCGACCUAUCAGACAAAUACAUCGUCGGCCUCCUCUUCUUCACGGCGGGCCUCUCGGGUAUCCGCAUCAUCGGCGUCGUGCUCUACCAGCUCUUCCGUCUCAUCGCGCACAUCAACCCGUUCUCCACAUCGACGCUCAAAAAGACAAAGGGGGCCAAAGUCGGGCUUGAUGCAAAUGCGACUGCGAGUGGGGGACAGCAAGGUGGCGGGGUGGGACCGGAUGGACGGAGAUUACCCCCCGGACAUACGCUGGUGGGGAACAAGUGGAAUGGGUAUGUGGUGGUCGAUGAGAACGGACAGGUGGCGGAUUAUGCCAAGGUGUUUAUUGAUGCUUGAUUCGCGGCGCGUUCUGGGAGACGUUGGGGGGACUCUCAUUCUGCUACUCUCGGACGGUUUUUGUCAAUUUGGCGUACGUUGCCUCAGGACAUCUCUUGCAUCGCGGCGUAUCUCACAAUAUGUUUUUUGCACAUACAUUCCUACAUACAUGCACGUGCACAGUACAUAGCCAUGUAGAUAUCUAGAGAUAGAGCAUCUGAAUCAUGUUUCAUCUUCACAACAUAUGCCAAUAGGAAUAUCUGGAGCCGUACGCAAACCCCCUGCUUAACCCCCUACACUUAUGAACCUGCACACGAAACAUGGAC
Messenger RNA from Fimicolochytrium jonesii, 3767 nucleotides. Its product is annotated as chitin synthetase. Bases 310 to 3462 code for a protein of 1050 amino acids. NCBI's taxonomy places the organism in Eukaryota, Fungi, Chytridiomycota, Chytridiomycetes, Spizellomycetales, Powellomycetaceae. Gene Ontology annotation, cellular component: cell septum; cell periphery. Gene Ontology annotation, molecular function: chitin synthase activity. The record is from RefSeq and is a predicted model, not a curated record. The transcript is spliced from 5 exons.